Bactrocera neohumeralis is the source of this 2551-nucleotide messenger RNA. It is a transcript of the gene Cyp4aa1, whose product is annotated as probable cytochrome P450 4aa1. Gene Ontology annotation, molecular function: heme binding; iron ion binding; monooxygenase activity. The transcript is spliced from 5 exons. Bases 236 to 1753 code for a protein of 505 amino acids. The record is from RefSeq and is a predicted model, not a curated record. NCBI's taxonomy places the organism in Eukaryota, Metazoa, Arthropoda, Insecta, Diptera, Tephritidae.
CGAGCGGGUUAACGAGCCUACAGCAAGGCGCAGCGCAGCAAAAAGUCAACACUGAGAAAAAACUCAUUAAAAGUGACUAUCGAAAGUGAAAAUUAGUUAAUGGCAUUAGUGAGUGCUAAUUGAAAUAUAUUUAGUAGAACAAAGUGCGAGCUGUGCGAACUUGCAAAAAAAUAAAAAAUAAAAUAAAAACGAAAAAUAUUUCAGAACUGUGAAAAAGGCGGUGACUUAGAACAAAAUGUUUAUUCAGAAAAUGAUCGAUCAUGCCACACACUCGGAGUUAUGGAGUUUUGCAACGCUACUGGCCAUUGCUCUGUCCAUUUAUAGUUUAUGGGAUUAUAUAAAGUCAGUACUGCUCUCACUGAAGCUGUCAGGACCGGAAGCAUUACCGAUACUUGGCAAUUGCUUGAUCAUAAAGGAGAAAGACAUGCUCGCCAAACGCGUGGCAACAGCUUUCGGUCUAUACGGUCCACUAAUACGUGUUUGGGUUCUACUUUUCCCGUUCUUUGCCGUGCUGCAACCAGAUGAUUUGCAAGUCAUACUCUCUUCAAAGAAACAUACAGAGAAAGUGUUCAUCUACAGAUUGAUGCAUAAUUUUCUGGGGAAAGGACUUAUAACGAGUAGUGGCGAAAAGUGGAACGCUCAUCGAAAAUUCAUACAACCCAUGUUUCAUUUGACGAUUUUGGAGCGCUUCAUUGGCACAUUCGCGGACGCCUCUCAAACGCUCUUCGAGAACUUACACGCAUCCGCCAAUGAAGAAGUUAAUAUCGCCAAAUAUAUCAACAAUUGUGUCAUAGACAUUCUAAAUGAAGCGGUUCUGGGUGUACCGGUGAAACGACAAGGUGCCUUAGUGGAUAUGGAACAAUCACCAUUCAGGCAAGGAAAAGUGGUAGUCAACGAGCGUUUUUUGCAACCGUGGCUUCUGUUUGAGAGCGUUUACAAGUUUACGAAAAUCGCAUCAGAGGAGCUCGAUCAAAAGAAGCGUCUCGACCAAUUUACACGUAAAAUGAUCAAGCGCCGUCGUGAUAUGAUAGCGAGUGGAACGUUUGUCGGACGCAAGUGUCUGCUGGAUUAUAUGAUCGAAAUAUCGGAUAACAACGCUGAUUUCACCGAAGAUGAUAUAGUAGAUGAGGCCUGCACAUUUAUGCUUGCCGGACAAGAUUCCGUUGGCGCUGCAGUUGCCUUCACACUCUUCCUGCUUGCUCAAAACCCCGAAUGUCAAGAGAAAUGUGUUGCAGAAAUUAACGAUAUUUUCAUGGACGACCAGCGCGCCCCAACUAUGAAUGAUUUGCGAGAAAUGCGCUAUGUGGAGAUGUGUAUUAAGGAGGCGUUGCGCCUGUGUCCCAGUGUGCCUUUAAUGGCACGGAAAUUGGGGGAAGAAGUGCGUUUGGGAAAAUAUACACUACCCGCUGGUAGCAAUAUAUUUAUUUGUCCUUAUGCUACCCAUCGUUUGCCACAUAUUUACCCUGACCCCGAAAAAUUCGAUCCCGAACGCUUCUCGCCACAAAACAUGGAAACACGUCAUCCUUACGCCUAUAUACCGUUCAGUGCGGGCCCCCGUUACUGCAUUGGUAAUCGUUUUGCCAUUAUGGAAAUGAAAACCGUUGUCUCGCGUUUAUUGCGAAGUUAUCAGCUGCUGCCGGUGCCCGGCAAGACCUCCUUCAAUGCCACCUUUCGAAUUACACUACGCGCCUCAGGUGGUUUAUGGGUGCAUUUAAAGCCACGCGAAAAUCCUCUCAUCGAUUAUAGCAAUUAAGAAUGGUGUUUUGUGACUCCUAUAUUUAAGGUAUUAUAAACUUUUAGCUAUGGUAGUUGUAGCUCUAGUUAAAGAAAUGCUUGCGGGAACUUUUCACUCCCACAGCCAAUAGCUGUAAAGUAUUUAUAUGUAUGUGUAAGUAGGUACAUACUACUGUGAUCAAAUUGAAAGGUGAAUUUGGUACAUUUCAUCUCCUUCAAAGUAAUCCCCUCCCGCUGCAAAACACUUAUGCCAACGAGUUUUCCAGUCAUCAUAGCACUUGGAAAAAUCCUGAUCCGUCGUGAUGGCCAUCAGAGCCUUCUUCGAUUCAGCUUUUAUAUAUCCUCUAUUGAGUCAAAACGGUGUCCUCGGAGUGGUCGUGUGAAUUUGCUGAAUAGCCAGAAGUUACACGAAGGUAAAUCAGGCGAAUGCGGUGGUUGCGACGCGACAUUAGUUGAAAAUGUAGCUGGCGAAAUGAUCACGAAUAACCAAUGCAGUGUGAGAUGGUGCAUUAUCGCAUUUCUUUGCUCAAUAAAUUCAGACAUAGUAAAAAUCGAAGAAUUCACUUUUAGAGCCUCACAAAACGACGCGUAUCUAAAAAACCGAUUCGAAAAACACGCGAAGUAUAAAUUUAAAAUUCAACUUUCAAUUUCACAGUAAAGCCUUUCUAAGUAAGUGUAUCAAUGCCAAAACAAAUGCAAUUGUUCAUAUAUUAUAGACCCUAAUUUUAAGUAUUACGCUAAGACUUGUAUUGUUGCUAUAUUAAUAACCUAAUUGGCAUGACAUAAAAUAAAUAUAAAUGUUACGAAUAUAUACUUA